AUUUUUUGCUUUAUUCCCCAUUUUAUGUAUCUACAAAUUUUCCCACAACACACGGGAGGUGGGAUUCAGUAGACCCCAAUGUGUGUCUUCUUGCCUCUGAAAGUGUUAAAAUAUGUGCAUCCGCCUCUUUGUUUUGUUUCAUGGUUGAAAUAUGACUUUAUUAUGGUUACCAGCGGUCUGCAAGUAAGAAAUAUUUUCAUUAAAUGUUAUAUAGAAAAUUAAUAAUUGCUUUGUGUAUUUCUUAAACCUUGAGAAUGUCCUUCAAACUCAUUUUAAACUCGGCCUUGGCUUGCGUGUGCUCGCCUCGCCCCCGCGUGGAAUUCCAAGGCGCCCGUGCUGGAGUGGCUGGAGUGGGAAUUGGUCGGAAUUUUGUCCAGGAACGGCGGAAGCCUAAUCCUCGUGUUUUGACGUUUUCGGGAUUUAAACUGUUUUAAAUUUGUUUGAGGCUUAUAUCUCUACCUUUUUUCUCGAUAAUUUAACUUUUGGUUUUAGUCAGUUUGGCACGGAAAUGUUGGCAUAGACAACCAAUUAUGUUGGCAACCGGUCUAGUGCCGGCUCGGGUGAGCCUCAAUCCCAAAGCCUGCCGCUGUCUUUGACUCGCUCGUUUUAUUUCAUUUUGAUUUUAUUUCCUACCAUUUAAUUGGCUAAAUAACUUUCCAUUUUGAGGAGGAGUUCUAUCCCAAGUAUUCUUUUUUGUGCAUCUAACGCAUGAUUACGGAUGUGGUUUUCCCAAGACUCAAAUUUUGAAAUUCCUUCGCCGGAAGUCGGUUUUGUGCGCUGCGCAAGCGCACAGCGAGAGCCAAACGGAACUUGUUGAACCGAGUGGUUGGCGGUAACGGUCACGUCUAGCCUGGGUGUCUUGGUUGCUUGUUGCACGUUGUCUGAGUGCUUUACGCUCUGUCUCCUGUUCAAUUCAGUAAGUAAAAUCUGUGUUUCAGUUUUUUAGUUGACGCUGUGUGAUUUGGAGACUGAUGUUUGUUUCUGAGCAAGGUUUACCUCAGAGUGUGUGCGUGAAGGCAACAUGUUCUUCUGCCCCGAACUCCUCCUCAAGAGAGGCCAUCCUUUCUUUGUGGUGUGGAUAGCUGCUACUCAGAAAGGAGAAAGAUUGAAUAAGUACCUUACAACACGAAAGGUCGCAAAGCUCGACGUCUAUCAUGUGAUAGAGGACGUUUUAAGGAGGGUCAUAGUCACAUCCACCAUUCCCAGAAAACUCGCCAUGCAUAACGGAUGUUUCAGUUUGUAUCUAUCCGCCCAGCUUAUGUUUGGGUGCUGUGUUGCACUAAAUAGGAAAGCAACCAUCCUCAUCAAUGAUUUAGGUAGAAUUUCAAAGAAUUUGAAAAAGAUGAGAUUUAGCUCAGAGAAGUCCCAAAUGGUGUUACAAUUUCCCAAUAAGUCUGGCAAGAAAGGAGGUAUCAAUGAGAACAAUAACCCAUUUCAGUUGGCAGGAAGACAGCUGUGUGAUACUCAUGAUGAUUUUAGGAAUAUGUUGGAAACACUCUCUGCUGGAAAUAUUCUUGAAAUCAUUGUGGUUGAUGACGGAGAGCAGGAACCAUUAGAAUUUACCCACUCAGUUCCAGAAAAUUCCAUCACAAUGGAGGAGAUUCAAUUUAGCGCAGCUGAUGAAGACACUCAUUUUGGUGAUGAGGGAGAUGGGGGCCGAGGCUUCAUUGACUUCUUGAACGGGGAUAAGCCUGUUCCAGAAACUCGCCUGGUUAAUAGUGAUGCACUUUCCCAACAUGAUACAAUUGGAGCAAAUUUUGACCAACAAUCAGCAGGCAUUGAGCUCUCUGAGCCUGUUGUGGACCCCUCUAUUGGCAACAUCAGGACCUCCUCUCAGAUAAAUGCCUCUGGUGUAGAUCUCGCUGUAAGUGACUCUGCUCCGACUGGUUCUCUUGAGCCAGAACCAAAGGGUGUUGAGCUUCCUAAGCCGGUUGAGGACCUCCAAAUUGACAACAUCAGAACCUCCUCUCCGACACAUGUCUCUGGUCUAGACCAUGCUGUAGAGGACUCUGCUCCAACUGGUUCUUUUGAGCCAGAACCAAAGGGCAUUGAGCUUCCUAAGCCUGUUGAGGACCUCCAAAUUGGCAACGCCAGAACCUCCUCUUCGAUACAUGCCUCUGGUGUAGACCCUGCGGUGAAGGACUCUGCUCCAAGUGGUUCUCUUGAAUUUGAACCAAAGGGCUUACCUUGGAGAAUGUCAAAGGGACGUUUGAGUGGGAUUGCUUCAGUAAUGUCUUCUGAGCUAGAACUGCAACCCACGCUGCCAGAGCUAGAACAUGAUGCCAUCACAGGGAGAAUUUCAGAACCCCAUUCAGAUGAGAUUGCUCCAGAGCCAGAACAAUCUACCAAUGCACACAGAAUUUAUGAAGACCAUAUUGAGGAAAUUGCUCCAAAUAUUCUGCCUUUGCCAGAUCAAGACGAUAAUGCAGGUACACUUCCUGAAGCCCGUCCCAAUGAUGAUAUUCCUAUCCAGCCCACCCAGAUUCAAGGAGACAGUGACAUGGAGCUGUCUGAGUUACUUGAUGUACCAGCAACUGGAAGAAAACGCAAGAGGCCAACAUACCUUACCAUUGACGAGACAAUUGAGAUCCCUUCUUCAAUAAUACGGAGACGUAUUGAAAAUAUGGCAGGGGAUACACUGAGAAAGGAGGAUUCUUAUGAAGACUGCAUGGCGAUGCUUUUUAAAGUAAAGUGGCUAAAUCUUGAUCAAUUGAGAUUACCUGGUAGACUUGGACUGGGACAAAGUAGACCCCUUGCAUCGUUGUUUUCACGUCAUUUAGUCACUCGUCCAGACCCUCGAGAUGAUGAUAAUUUUGAUUUAGACAGAACCUUAAAUCAACGUGGCCGAAGAGAAUCUUUCCAUGCUACUCCUCAUGCUUCCUCUCCUGUCACAAUUCCCCCAUCUGUACUGGAGAGUAGAAAUCAGACUGAAACCCUAGAUGCAUUAACUAUGUCACCAGAGAGAACAUCUAAGACUGUCCUUGACAAAACUUCAGCACCCCCAGGGGAAAUAGUUGAAACCAUAGAUGCAUUAAUUUCAUCUCCAGAGAAGAUGUCUGAGACUGUCCUUGACAAAACUUCAGCACCUCCAGGGGAAAUAAUUGAAACCAUAGAUGCAUUCAUUUCAUCUCCAGAGAAAAUGUCUGAGACUGUCCUUCACAAAACUUCAACACCUCUAGGUGGAAGAUUUGAUUCUUUGAAUGAACCAUUCAUUGCUAUUAGCCCGUUUGGGCAAGAAGAAGGAAGGCCUGGAUCAUUGAAACGCAGAAGAGAAAAGUCUCAAUCUCUAGAUCAUCUCAUACUACCUUCACCUAAGCGACAAAGUGUCACAGAAACUGUUGUGGAAGUGUCAGCCAACAAAGAAGUUGCUGCAUCAGAAUCUUCAAAGUUUGUUGAAGGAUUUCACGACGAAGAAACUGGUACGAGAGCUGAAGUCGCAGAACUUUUUCAUGACCCCUCAAAUUUAGCAGAUGCGAGAGAACAAGAUGUACUAGACCCCACCACCACUGGCUUGACUAUGAAUUCAGUGGAGAUGGCAGACUCCAGAGCACAGGAUAUUCCAGGCCAUGUUGGCACUGCAAAUUUAAGCGAGAUUUUGCAGGGUCAAGAAACUGUCACUGUCUGCAACUCUGAAGAGGGUACUAAAGCCUUUCCAGAUGAAAUCCCAAUUGAAGGUGUUGAGGAUGCAGAUGGAGGAAGACAAACUGAACCAAAACACCGUAGACAAGAAUCCGGUGUUGAUGUGGAUAAAGAUUCUGUUGGUGAUUCUUCAUCGUCAAGUCUAGGGCCUAAUGUUCUUCAAAAUGUUUUGGACAGUGCCUGUGAAUUGGCUCGUGAAAGAAGUGAAAGCACAAUUCCCAUCGCUGUUUUGUGUCCUCCAUCAACAAGAAGGCGUCGAGCAGCAGGCUUUUUCGGUGCUUUACUUGAUUUGCACAUGAAGAAACAAGUGACUCUGCAUCAGGACAAGGAUGAACUGAUGGUGGGGCCUAUUUCAAUAACUGUUAAUGAAAUAUCCUAGUUCCCUUUCGUGAUGUUUUUUUUUUUUAAGAAUACCAUUCCUUAUUGGCAAGAUGCCUUAUGAUUUUAUUAAGUUAAAACUGUUAACAACUGUUGAUGUAUAUUUGUUGCUCACUUGAAUGUUUUUUUUCUUUGUUUUGUUUCCUUUUCUGCUUUAUGAGCAUUGUUCAAUUGAAGUUGAUCAAACAUUAUCUUUUUGUGUUCUGCAUCGCAUGAAUGUUUUAAAAUAUCGCAAUUUGUUAGGUGAAUUAGAUAUGUUUUAACUUAAUUUCUAAGAUUGUUGGUAAUGCCUUUAUUUGAUGAGCUGGAAUGAUAUCCUGAACAGCUGCUGUUAAUUUUUAAAAUAAAUUAAACUUUAUUUUCAAA
This is a messenger RNA of Thrips palmi, 4383 nucleotides long. RefSeq lists its product as uncharacterized. Gene Ontology annotation, molecular function: protein binding. The record is from RefSeq and is a predicted model, not a curated record. Bases 1022 to 4018 code for a protein of 998 amino acids. Lineage: Eukaryota; Metazoa; Arthropoda; Insecta; Thysanoptera; Thripidae. The transcript is spliced from 14 exons.